Hyaloscypha bicolor E is the source of this 1686-nucleotide messenger RNA. Its product is annotated as MFS general substrate transporter. Gene Ontology annotation, molecular function: transmembrane transporter activity. The transcript is spliced from 2 exons. Bases 1 to 1686 code for a protein of 561 amino acids. Gene Ontology annotation, biological process: transmembrane transport. The record is from RefSeq and is a predicted model, not a curated record. NCBI's taxonomy places the organism in Eukaryota, Fungi, Ascomycota, Leotiomycetes, Helotiales, Hyaloscyphaceae.
AUGACGGCCUCGAAAGAAAACCUCCCCAUCUCGGAUGCAGACAAGGAGGAAGGAACUCAAGAUGUGUCCGAGAAGACCUCCGUAACAGGCAUGGACACCGACACCGAGAAGCAAGAAACCGAAAACGCGGACGAGGUUCCCCCUCGAGACAUAACCGGGUGGAAGUGGGCUGUGGUAGUAGCCGCCAUUCUCUCCUCGACCUUCCUCUUCGCCCUCGACAACACCAUCGUUGCGGACAUCCAGCCUGUCAUUGUCACACAUUUUGAUUCUGUGGGCAAGCUCAGCUGGCUGAGUGUUGCAUUCCUGAUCGGUGCAGCAGCUACCAACUUGGUAUGGGGCAAGAUCUUCGGCCAGUUCAACGCGAAAUGGACCUACAUCCUGUGCGUAGUCCUUUUCGAAGCCGGGUCCGCACUUUGCGGAGGAGCACCCACCAUAGACGCCCUGAUCGUCGGACGCGCCAUCUGCGGAGUAGGAGGAUCGGGAAUGUAUGUGGGAGUCAUGACUCUCCUCGCAGCAACGACGACAAUGCAUGAGCGGCCCAUGUAUGUAGGCGGCACUGGCCUGACCUGGGGUCUGGGGACUGUGCUAGGUCCAAUAAUCGGCGGAGCAUUUACUGAUUCCAGUGCUGGCUGGCGUUGGGCAUUUUAUAUUAAUUUAUGUAUCGGCGCCGUCUGCGCCCCGGUAUACAUCUUCAUGCUCCCCAACAAGGACCCACGUCCCGGCGUCUCACUCGCAGACAGAGCCCGCGAAAUGGACUACCUCGGAGGCCUCCUCACCAUCGGUGCUUUCAUCUCUGGCGUGAUGGCCGUCUCCUUCGGCGGGAUAACCUACCCCUGGGACAGCGGCAAGAUCAUCGGGCUCUUCGUGUGCUCGGGCGUGCUCUUCAUCCUCCUCGGCCUACAACAAGUCUACACAGUCUUCACCACCACAACGCGCCGCAUCUUUCCCAUCGAGUUCUUCAAGUCCCGCACCAUCCUCAUCCUGUUCUGCAUGACCGCCGCCGGCGGAACCGCCAUCUUCAUCCCCAUCUACAUGAUCCCCAUCUUCUUCCAAUUCACGCGCAACGAUUCCGCUUUGGAAGCCGGCGUGCGUCUUUUGCCUCUGAUCUUCUUGAUGAUCUUCGCCGUCAUCACGAACGGGGCGGUUAUGUCUGCAUACGGCGUGUACAUGCCCUGGUACACCGUCGGCGGCAUCCUGACCGUCAUCGGAGGAGCGCUCAUGUACACCGUCGACACGGAAAGCAGCAUCUCGCGCGUCUACGGGUAUUCCGUGAUCCUCGGUCUCGGCGUGGGGAUGUUCGCACAAGCAUCCUUUUCCGUGGCGCAAGCAGUCGUUGCGCCGGAACUCAUCCCCUCGGCCGUGGGCUUCAUCACCUGUGCGCAGGUCUCAGGCGUCACGAUCGCUCUGGCAAUCGCCAACUCCGUCUUCCUCAACCAGUCUCAGACCGGGAUCCAGAAGAUCUUGCCUGGCGUUCCCGUAGCGGAAAUUCAAGCAGCAAUUGCUGGGGCAGGCAGCCAGUUUGUGGCUAGUCUGAGUGAGGGCGUCAAGCUGGAGGUGCUGAAGGCGAUCGUGAGUGCGAUGAGCAAGACGUAUAUCCUUGUUAUUACGGCGGGCAGUUUGGUGGUGGUGCUGAGUGCGUUGAUGAAGCGGGAGAGGCUCUUCAUGGCUGCCGGUGGUGCUGCUUAA